CUGAAAAUUCCCACAGUCAUGAAGGCAGCAGGGAUGAUGCUGCCUUAGAUCCAUACUACCUUGUUAGCAGGUUGCAGGCUAACUGAGCACAGGCGGCACAGUGCGGCUACGCGGGGAUGUCCCACCCUGUCUGACACGAGCUGAGCACCCCGCGGUUCUUAUCGGAGACACAGGAGCAGGACUAACUUCCAAACUUUGGCGACAUGACGACGCGGUCGGAGAGAGAAAAAGCCCAGAAACUGAACGAGCAGCAUCAGGCCAUCCUGUCCAAACUGCUGAGAGAGGACGACAACAAGUACUGUGCUGACUGUGAGGCGAAAGGUCCUCGAUGGGCGUCAUGGAACCUCGGGCUGUUCAUGUGUAUCCGCUGUGCUGGUAUCCACCGCAACCUGGGUGUCCACAUCUCCAGGGUGAAAUCAGUCAAUCUGGACCAGUGGACACCUGAGCAGAUCCAGAGCAUGGUGGACAUGGGCAACAGCAGGGCCAGGCAGCUGUAUGAAGCCCACCUACCAGAGAGCUUCAGACGGCCACAGACAGACCAAGCAGUGGAGGUCUUCAUCCGGGACAAGUAUGAGAGGAAAAAGUACUACGACAAGGAAGCCCUUGGUGCAGCUCCACAGAAGUCGUCUGAAGCCGCUCCUCCCUCCACCUCCCCGUCCUCGCAGGCUGACAGGAGCAGACAGGAGCUGCAGAAGGAGCGUGAGAAGAAAAAAGAGGAGAAGAAAAAAGAGAAGGAUGUGGAGAAACUCAACAACACAAAGCAGUCAGAGUGUAAAGUCAGUCCCAAGGAAAGCAAAGAGCCGGCUGUGGACCUGCUGGGCCUGGAUGCUCCAGAGGGUGGUGAGAAAGGCUCGGGCAGUGUUGCACCAAUCAGCGAUGAACUGGACAUCUUUGGACCAAUGGUCUCUAACCCUCUCCCCUCCUCCAACAACACACAGCAGGCUCAGUCUGGUUCCAGUGCAGCACCUCCGCAGGCGGACCCCUCCACCUCCUCCUCUGCCUCCUCUUCUACCUCCACCACUACCACCACGAAGGCGGAGCAGAAGAAGCUUUUAUCUAAAGACUCCAUCCUGUCUCUGUACGCCAGCAGCUCAGUGGGCAGUCAGCCGCAGAGCCAGCAACAGCCUGCUCCAGGACAAGCAGGUAUGUACAUGGGUCAGCCCCAGAUGCAGUUCACUGCGCAGGGUUUCGCUCCAGGGAUGGGCGGAGCCGUCCCACCAACCACCAUGAUGGGCGGAGGGGCCAUGAUGCCCGGCAUGGCUCUGCCCAACGGCAGCUACAUGGGCAUGCAGCAGCAGCAGCAGGGCGUGAUGCCAGCCAACCAAGGACAGAACUUGUACAGCAUGCCGCAAGGACAACAGCAAGGACAGUGGAGUAUGAGCCAGAUGACCCAGCAGAUGUCAGGCAUGGCCGUGAGUGGCGGAGGGCCGGCGCCAGCCACUUUUAGCCAGUCAGGGGCCCCUGCAGCUGGUUGGCCCACGGCUCCACCAGCGGCUUCCGGCCAGACCCUCAGCACUCAGUUAUGGAAGUGACGAGCUAGGGGGUCCAGAGGAUGAGUGGGAGGGGGGGGGAUAAAUGGUCAUAUGGCAACAAAAAUGUCCAAAUUUGAUCCUAACCCGCCCAUCUCCUCACAGCGCCCAAUAACAAACGCACAGCGGGGGUCAGUUUGACUGACUCCCAAACACACCUUCACCACGGUUACUUUAAAAAGCCAAGAUGACAUCACACUGGAUGGGAUGAGGGAAAAAAGAAAGACUGGCAGCUGUUGUUUCUCGUCUUUAUUGGACUUUCCUCUUCCUUUUUGGUUCGCUUUAGUUGUUGUUGUCUGAAGAAAGAGGCAAAAAACAAACAAACAGCAGAAUCGGCAAACAAGAGCGCUGCUGGACCGAUAACUCCCAGUGUCCUAGUACUAUUAUAUCAUUACCAAAAUAGAUAGUUAGUGAAUAGUCUUUCAAUACCUACAGUAGAUAUGGCUAUCUUGUGGUUGGUCUAUGCUACCCCGUCCUCACCCUUCUCUCUGCUGUGUAUAUUGUAACCCCCACCCCCUCCUCCCUCCCUCCUUCCCCUCCCAUCCCUCCCAAUCUGUGUAGGGCAGGCAGAGCCUCGCAGCAGAUAAUCGUCUGAUCAGUACUGUAUUUAUGUGAAUAAGAUGUGAAUCUCCACUUUGUCAGAGCCAUAGGAAAGAGGCCGAUGCUUCGCCUCUCAGUGAUUGGUUUGAAUUCUCUUCAUCAUGCAACACUUCAUGAAGGGAAAUGAUCAGUUUACUUUGACUGACCUGAGCAUAAAGCUGCUCAUACAGCAGAUGUUAGUUUGCUCUGAUUCUCCGAGUCAUCGUCACAUAAUUUGACCAUUUUCCCCACAAAGAAUCCAAACACAAGUCAAACAGUGUGUCAUUAGAUACACUCCACAGUACCCACCACUGAUCAGCUCACCAGUAAAGAUCUUAUACACCAGUGGUUCCUAACUUUGGGGUGGAGUCACAUCACUUAGAAAUAAGAAAAAAAGUUUAUUUUUUAAUCAUUUUUCUGAAUCUUUGCUGUUUUAUGGUGAAGUACUCACCUCCUCAGACUUUUCAACUGAAAAAAUCAUUAGAAAAAAGAACAUCACUCUGAGCGUCUCCCACGGUUUCUUUAAAAAUUGACCAGGGGGCGCAAGUAGGGCCAUACAGCCUCUACAGCAAUACAUAAAAAAACUGAAUGACUAAAAUAGACGACUAAAACAUAAAUGAAACAUCUAUAUUUUAAAGCCUACAUGUGAAAAAAAAAAAAAAAAAGUAACUGCAUCACGUGAUGGGCUGCCAUUAUUGUGCAUAUUAUUUAGCAAUACAACUGAGGACUGUUGGUACCAGAUUUUCUGGAGUAGUUCCACAUUUUGGGAAAUAUCCUGAUUCACUGUCUCCUUGAGGGCUAGAUGAGGAGAUUGAUACCAUUCUCAUGUUUAUCUGCUCAAUACCAAGCUGGAGUCAGCUUAGCUUACAGACUGGAAGCAGAUGGAAACAGCUAGCUUGGCUCUGGCCAAAGUUCUCAAAAGCUCACAGAUGGAACACGUUGUAUGUCGUUCGUUCAGUUAAAUUUGUAGUUUUAGGGAGUUAUGUGAUGUUACUGCUUUUAUGAACUCUGGACAGAACCAGGCUCCUCCGCCUCCAUGCUAACGUAAUCACCUCCUCACUGACCAGCUCCACACUUCUGUCUACUACACAGACACGAGAAUAGUUUUAAUCUUUUCAUCUCACUCUCUCCAGAAAACUAAUAAGUGUAUAUCCCAAAAUGUCAAGAGCAUACACAUUCGGUCAAGUAAUCAGUUUGAGUAAAGGCAGAACAAUGUGAUCGUCACACACUCUUCGCUCCUCUCCCAUCGCUUCGUCUCUAAUAACUAUUUAUUUAAAAGGACAGCACACAUUCAUCAACAUUUCUGUAAAUGUGCCAGUGUUUGCCAGCUGGAUAAUUUUCAGAUGAUGAGAUGUUUCAAAACCUGUUGAGUGAUCUUGAGUCACAACAGUCCUAAAAGAACUUCAGUACUCACGCCACAGCGUUAAGGGACUGCCCCAACUCAAGACAGCUAACGAAGCCAGCUAUCUGCCAUGCUGCACACUGAAAAUACCCUUUUGGUCAGUGUUGUGAUAACUCCUACAUUUACACCCGACAUUUUACACACAGUGUAAACACAAAAACAAUCAAGUUAGUUCAACUGUUGCCCAGCCCUAGUAUCAAGUAGACAUUUCUUUGCUCAAAAGAGUCCACUGCAUUGGUUAUCGAUAGUUUUAUCAGCAGAUAAAUAUAUCUGUCCUGGCCUGUUUCUCAUACUGCUAGCUGGUUAAAAACAACCCAAACUCCAAAUGUAAAGGAUUCCCUUUAAGUCUCAGUAAUUGCUGGGCGGCCCCAUGGUCUCCUGGGUGUCUUUGCCAGCCGCAUGGUGGUGUUUUGAAGCAUUUCAAACCUAACGAGCUGGGUUCACUGGAAACUGGGCUUCGACCCAGUUAAGACAUGCCUUGUUGUUGAAACGAGCCGUUUCCCUAGCGUUCCCCGAGGCAAAUGAAAGCACUACUGGAAUCACGGCCGUUCGUCUUUGCUGCACUUUAAAUAGCAGAGUAGGCACAGUAUCUCAAGCUGCGUCGUGGUUUGGUCUCUCACAUCGUCGUCAGGGAACAGCAGAGAUAAGCGAGCUGUCACUUCACCUCAGACUGCAGGGUAGGAGAUUUCCAACAAUCUUUUUUUUUUUUUUUUUAAACAAACGUGACGCUCAAAAUGUUGCUCCCCUCAUAACAUGACACUAUAACCGUAUGUUCUGCCAUCCGCCAUCUUUAUUGUGGUGUUUUUGUUGUGUGCAGUACAAGAGAAGCACAGUUAAGUCUGAAGCAAAUAAACCUGGAUGACCAAUGAGAGGGCUAGACUGGUGCGACAAGGGAACAGGAUUGGACGGUGCUAGCAAAAGGGGGGACCUGUAUGAAAAUGCUGGAUGGGUCCCAUCAACACUGUUCAGUCUGCGUUUAUUGGGAGUAAGAACAGAGGAGGAGUAGGAACGAAGAAACACACACGUACAUGUGCACACAGUCACGAUCACACUGCCGAGCGCCGAUGCAGAGAUUCACGUUCAUAUACACAGGGUCCCUCUGCCAUGCAAUAACUGUAGCACUCUCUUACACGUGGUUAAUGUGAACAACACGUAAACAUAUUCAAUAACUCUAAUGUCCUCCAGGUUUAUUUUCAACGUGUUUACAUUUUCUGGUGCCUAGUACAGAGGAAGAAAAAAAAAGUGGUUUCCGCGCAUUAAAAAAAUAUACAGGAUUUCUUCUGUGUUCAUCUCUGUCCAAUGACUCUUAACUGUAAAAGUACUGUUUUAUCUUCUUGGAAUUUGAUUUGUUUGCUCCUUUUUUUCUGUUCCCAGUUUUACAAGAGGGUCAUUUUAAAUAAAGCUGUUGAAUCCUG
Larimichthys crocea (large yellow croaker) is the source of this 4925-nucleotide messenger RNA. Its product is annotated as stromal membrane-associated protein 1. Lineage: Eukaryota; Metazoa; Chordata; Actinopteri; Sciaenidae. Gene Ontology annotation, biological process: regulation of clathrin-dependent endocytosis. Gene Ontology annotation, cellular component: cytoplasm. Gene Ontology annotation, molecular function: GTPase activator activity; metal ion binding. The transcript is spliced from 11 exons. Bases 204 to 1532 code for a protein of 442 amino acids. The record is from RefSeq and is a predicted model, not a curated record.